AUGACAUCGGAACAUGAGCUGAGGGAUCUCUCGGAAUGUACACUCGUCGCUGCGAAUCACAAGCAAUUCUUGGAAUGGUGUACAGCAGGUAUGGUCCCGUGGGGAGCUCACUUGUCGCCCGAGCGAUACAUCACCGAUUCGGAGAGGGAUUUCAAGGAAGAUUGGGGGAAAGACGGCGCUCUGCAAGUCUGGGCACUUGUGCGCCGUGAUGAUCCCCAAGGUUCGAUCCUGUCAGCAUGUGCGACACAACGUCGAACUGGACUUGUCAAGCGUAAAGGCUCGUCCGAGGUUGAAAAGAGUCAUGUCUAUGGUAUUGCUUCAGUUGUCACCCCUGUGCAGAACCAUAAACGAGGAUACGCCUCGCACAUGCUCAAACUCCUCCACUACAUACUCGCUGACCCUUCGUUGAUCCCGUCUUUCCCUGAACUAUGGGGCCAACCUCCCCAGGCUCCGGAUCGAAAAGUCAUUCCUUAUGGUAUAGCCUCGAUUCUCUGGAGUGAUGUGGGGUCCAUCUUUUAUUCGAAAUGCACCAUCGGCCAGACUCGUCCAGGAUGGGUUAUGCCAGAGACCAAACAGAGUGAGAUCAUAUGGAAGACUCGAGCACCGGCCUUACAGGAAGGAGACGAGAGGUGGGAGAGAAUUCGUCCGACCGAGUUGCCAAGUAUCGGUCAAGAGUUACGCCAAAGUUCUGUCGACGCCCUGAAAAGUGUCGAUACUUCCUCCAAGACUGUCUAUACGACGGAUCCGUCGUCUGUGGGCUUACUCGAUUUUAUACCCCUUCGAGGAUCUUGGACUUGGGAAGAUAAGGAUUUUAAUACGGCUGAUCCUUGUGGCCUGAGGUUCAGAUCAGAAUACAACGGCGGUAGCCAAGAUACUAUCAUCAUCUUCGGGACCUUCAACGCGUCUCUCGGACGCAGGACAUUGAUCACUUAUGUUCACAAUCUGGACCCUAGAGACUUGUCCUCCUUGCUCCGAGUCAUCGACGCCAUUGCUUUCCCUCUCGACCAGAAAGAGGGAUGGAUAUUCGGCUUGGAAGAGAGUAGACACGCAGAAUUGAUCAAAGCUUGGCAAGCGGAAUCAGGGCGAGAAGCGAAAUACGGACAUCGUGCAGAGGUCAUGGGACAUUUACUCGGAGUAGCCUACUAUGGCCCAGAGGGUGAGCACGAGUUGCUGGAUCCGCAAAUGUACUCUUGGUGCUAG
Kockovaella imperatae is the source of this 1200-nucleotide messenger RNA. RefSeq lists its product as hypothetical. The record is from RefSeq and is a predicted model, not a curated record. Lineage: Eukaryota; Fungi; Basidiomycota; Tremellomycetes; Tremellales; Cuniculitremaceae. The transcript is spliced from 5 exons. The coding region runs from base 1 to 1200 and encodes 399 amino acids.